This is a messenger RNA of Candida tropicalis MYA-3404, 501 nucleotides long. Its product is annotated as signal peptidase complex catalytic subunit. NCBI's taxonomy places the organism in Eukaryota, Fungi, Ascomycota, Pichiomycetes, Serinales, Debaryomycetaceae. The transcript has a single exon. Gene Ontology annotation, cellular component: signal peptidase complex; membrane. Bases 1 to 501 code for a protein of 166 amino acids. Gene Ontology annotation, molecular function: serine-type endopeptidase activity. The record is from RefSeq and is a predicted model, not a curated record.
AUGAAUCUUCGUCAACAAAUUACUCAAUUCUUAACUCUUGCAUAUGUUUUUUCUUCAGCUUUUAUGCUAUGGAAAACUUUAUCAGUGAUAGCUAAUUCUCAUUCACCAAUUGUUGUUGUAUUAUCAGGAUCUAUGGAACCUGCUUUUCAAAGAGGUGAUAUUUUAUUUUUAUGGAAUAGAGAAAAUAGACAAAAAGUAGGAGAUAUUGUUGUUUAUGAAAUUGAUGGUAAAUCUAUUCCAAUUGUUCAUAGAGUUUUAAGAGAACAUCAUAAUAAUGAAAAACAAUUGUUGUUAACUAAAGGUGAUAAUAAUGCUGUUGAUGAUUUAUCUUUAUAUGCUAAAAAGCAACAAUAUUUGAACCAAAAAGAAGAUUUGGUUGGUACUGUUAAAGGUUAUUUGCCAUUCAUUGGUUAUGUUACUAUUUUAAUUAGUGAAAAUGUUUAUUUCAAGUACGGUAUGCUUGGAUUAUUGGGAUUAUCUGCAUUAUUUUCAAAUGAAUAG